GGCAGCAGCAGCAAGGGGUGAGGUCGGGUUUGAUCCUUUUUUGGUCCCUUUUUGAGUAGUAACAGUCUGUUGUCGGUCGUCGCAGGGACAGCAUGCCCCGCUCCGAUGCACAAGAGUUCUGCACAAGCCGCACCGCAAAUCACCGAGGGAAUGGCGACCCUCUCGCUCAAGAUCUCCAUUGUGGAGCAGGGUGUGACCAAGACAAUGCAGUUCGAGCCUGCCACCACCGUCUACGACGCGUGCCGAAUAAUCAGAGAGAAGAUUACUGAGGCCAACCUCGGCCAACCGAAAGACUAUGGCCUCUUCUUGGCCGACGAAGAUGCCAAAAUCGGCGUUUGGCUCGAACCUGGGCGCAGCCUUAACUAUUACAUCCUCAAAGGAGGCGAACUGCUGGAGUAUAAAAGGAAGCUCCGCCAGCUCCGAGUGCGUAUGUUGGACGGCACUUUGAAAACCAUGUUGGUCGACGACUCCCAACCAGUCGCCAACCUGAUGGUGGUCAUCUGCACGAAAAUCGGAAUUACGAACCAUGACGAGUACAGUUUGGUCCGUGAAUUGCCAGAAGACGAACUCGAAAACAAGCCUGGAAACUACGGCACCCUCACCCUGAAGCGCAGGAAGGAGGAAGGUCGCGAACGCGACGCCAAAAUGGAACAGCUGAGGAAGAAGCUGAAAACGGACGACGAGGUCAACUGGAUUGACCCUUCAAAAACUCUAAGAGAGCAAGGCAUCGAUGAGUCUGAGACCGUGCUGCUCAGGCGAAAGUUCUUCUUCUCCGAUCAGAAUAUCGACUCUAGAGAUCCCGUCCAACUUAACCUGCUGUACGUGCAGGCCAGGGAUGCCAUCCUCGACGGAACCCACCCCGUCACCCUGGAGAAGGCGUGUGAAUUUGCUGGAAUUCAGUGCCAGAUUCAGUUUGGCGAUUUUGUCGAGACUAAGCACAAGCCAGGAUUUUUAGACCUGAAGGAGUUUUUGCCACAGUCCUAUAUCAAGAUCAAGAGUGUAGAAAAGAAAAUUUUUGCCGAACACCGCAAACAUAUCGGAAUCAGUGAGCUCGAUGCAAAGGUCCUCUACACCAAAACGGCUCGAGAUUUGAAAACCUAUGGUGUUACCUUCUUCUUGGUGAAGGAAAAAAUGAAAGGCAAGAACAAGUUGGUUCCGCGCCUUCUGGGAGUCACCAAAGACUCUGUUCUGCGUCUGGAUGAGCGCACUAAAGAAAUCUUGAAAACGUGGCCUUUGACCACCGUGCGUCGCUGGGGGGCUUCUCCCAACACUUUCACCCUUGAUUUUGGUGACUACUCCGACCAGUAUUACUCUGUUCAAACGACUGAAGCAGAGCAAAUUUUGCAACUCAUAUCAGGAUACAUUGAUAUCAUUUUGAAGAAGAAACAAGCCAAGGAUCAUUUUGGAAUUGAAGGUGAUGAAGGCUCUACCAUGGUGGAGGACAGCGUGUCUCCCAAUAAGGCCACCAUUCUUCAGCACGAGACAAGCAAAGUUGGCAAAGCCAAUACAGCGUCACUUGCAAAGCCUGCAAUUAUGAGAGCAGGUGCUGAUGGCGCUCGACCCUACGGAACUGGCCACAUGGGAGGUGCGCAGUUCACAACUGUAACAGGCCAGGCCAACAUUUCCCACUCUGCCGCGCCCAUGGUGAUGCAAACCAAAGUAACCACUGUGAUGAGUGAGCCGCAAAGGGCUCUCGUGGGCACAAUCAACGCUGGCCACGACGCCAUCAGUGCUGCUGAACACGAGUUGCAGACUAAAGCUCAGCUCCCGAAGCUAGGAAAUGAUCCUGCCUCGAUAAAAUGGAAGGAGACCACUUUGGACACAAACAAGCAGAGCGUUUCCUCGCAAAUUGCUGCGAUGAACGCAGCCACGGCCCAGGUUGUCACCCUGACUUCAGGCCCAAGCGAAGAUGUAGACCACAAUGCGGUUGGUGCCGCUAUUUCCACCAUCACUAGCAACCUGCCUGAGAUGACCAGAGGAGUGAGGAUGAUCGCUGCACUCAUCGACGAUGACGAUGGCGGAGACAAACUCCUUGACGCAGCCAGGCGUCUUUGCUCAGCUUUUAGCGACAUGCUCAAGGCUGCCGAACCUGAGGCCAAGGAGCCUCGACAGAGUCUGCUGAAUGCUGCUGGCAAAGUUGGUGAAGCCUCACACGCUGUGUUGGCCUCAAUUGGAGAAGAAGAUGACAGCAGCCGUGAGCUACAGGAAAUGCUCCUUGGUUUGGCCAAGGCCGUUGCGAACACCACUGCGGCCCUCGUGUUGAAGGCCAAGAAUAUUGCCGCUGCUUGCGACGACCAAAACACCCAGAAUCAAGUCAUCGGUGCUGCCACCCAGUGUGCCUUGGCCACUUCUCAGCUUGUUGCUUGUGCCAAGGUUGUGGCUCCAACCCUGCAGAAUGCUGCCUGCCAAGAGCAACUAGUAGGUGCUGUGCGAGAGGUCGCCAGAGCUGUUGAACACCUUGUUUCUGUGUGCCAAGAAGCUCAGCCCGAGCAGAAACUGAUGGGUGAUCUGAACGGUGCAGUUGCUGAAGUCACCAGGUCGCUGAACGACCUCUUACACCACAUCAAGUUCACCGUCAAUGAGCGUGGUAGAGAAAACAUGCACGAAGACGCGGUGGAAACAAUCAUGGUCACUACGGACAGGAUGAUGUCUGUGUCUGGAGAUUCAGCCGAGAUGGUCCGCCAGGCCCGCAUCCUCGGCCGAGCCACUGCCCAACUAAUUCAAGCCAUCAAGGGUGAGGCCGACGUCCAGCAGGACACUGAGGUGCAGCGUCGCCUGCUGUUGGCUGCCAAGACCUUGGCCGAUGCCACCGCUCGCAUGGUGGAGGCUGCCAGACUGUGCGCCUCCUCGCCACAUGAAGCCACGCAUCAAGACGCACUCCGCCACGCUGCUGAGGAAAUCCGGGCUGCCACUACCAACGCUUCCACACCCGCCAUGCGUGCUCGCAUCAUUCAGCGACUUGAGAAUUCGGCGAAACAGGUUGCCAGCUGCGCUACGCAAACCCUGUCUGCAGCCCAGGGCUCUCUAUCCUACAACACGAACCAGGUUACUCACCAACACCUUCUAGCUGAGUGCAGGCAACUGGCAGAUCAAGUGCCCAAACUUGUUGAGAGCAUCAAGAACACGUCUGCAAGGCCAGAAGACCCUGAGGCCCAGUUGACCCUCAUCGAGACCAGCGAGACCAUCUUGCAGCCUGGAAGCAGAGUCAUCCAGUCAGCCAGAAGUGCUGUUCCCACCGUUUCAGACCAAGCGUCUUCCACAGCCCUCAGUCAGAGCUCGCAGCAACUGGCGUCUGCCUUGGGUGACCUCAGGUCUGCCACCGCCAGAGCCAGAGAAGCUUGCGGGCCUGAACUGGAACUCGAGAGCGCUGAGCGAUUGGUCGCGGGAAUGCGCCAAGAACUUGCUGCCUUUGAGAGACAAGUUCAGCUCUCUCAGCUACGGCCAAUUCCUGGCGACACUGCUGACGCAUCAGCACUUCAGCUUGGAAGCUCUGCCCAGAAUGUUGUAGCCUCAAUGGCCAAGUUGGCCUCAGCAGCCGCUCAGGGCAAUGAAAACUACACUGGUCGUGAAGCUCGCGCUACUGCGGCAGCCCUUAGUGAUUUCACAAACUCUGUGAGGGCAGUUGCUGCCACCACCAAUGACAAGCCAAUGCAGACAAAGAUUAUCUUGAAUGCUGAAGAGGUCAUGGAAAGGUCACUUCUGUUCCUUGACGAAGCAAGGAGGGCCGUGGUUGAAGGCAAUGACAAAUACGAUGUUAGAACCUUGGGUCAGUGCUGCAAGAGGGUGCAACAGUCAAUCGAUGAAACUAUCAACUGCCUGCCAUCGCAGAAGGAUGUUGACGACGCUAUCAAUAUCAUCAAUGAGGCCUCGCAAAUUCUGGCCAUGAACGAGUACCCACCGACAAACAAAUCCUAUGGUCAAUUGACUCAAGACCUGCACAACGCUGCUGCCUAUUUGAACGACGCCUCCACUGACGUUGCUGGCUCUGUUGGAAGCGCUGGUGAGCUGUCUAACGCGUCCAAGAAGUACGGAGAUGCUUUCACUAACCUCCUUACCGUUGGAAUGGAAAUGGCUGGACAGACAACUGAACCUGAAACCAGGAACUUGAUGAUCAUGUCCCUUAAGAGCAUAACUGUGACAUCGUCCAGUCUGUUGAUUACUUCCAAAUCGGUCGCCGCCGAUCCAAGCGCCCCCAACGCCAAGAACAAGCUUUCUGGCGCGGCUCGUGCUGUCACAGACAGCAUCAACCAAUUGGUCGACGUCUGCACCCAGUCGGCUCCAGGCCAGAAGGAAUGUGACAACGCUUUGAGGAACAUUCAAGCCAUGAAGCCUCUGCUGGACAACCCAAGCGAGCCCGUGAGCGAGGCCACCUACUUUGAGUGCCUAGACUCGGUGAUGGAGAAAUCCAAGAGCCUUGGCGAUGGCAUGACCGGCAUUGCCAACCACGCCAAAAAGGGUGAACACCAAGAAUUCGCCUCUUCAGUGCGCAACACCAGCGCCGCCAUUUGCGGCCUUGUUGAGGCUGCUGCUCAGUCGGCCUUCCUGGUCGCGGUCUCAGAUCCAUCCAGCUCUGCUGGUCGUCCUGGGCUCAUAGACCAAGCCAUGUGCAGCAGGGCCUCCCACGCCAUCCAUACAGCAUGUCAGAGCCUGUCCAACCAGGCCAGCAGCCAACAGCAGGUCUUGUCAGCCGCCACCAUCAUCGCCAAGCACACAAGUGCCCUUUGCAACGCGUGCCGCAUUGCCUCAGCCCAGACACACAACCCGGUGGCCAAGAGGCACUUUGUCCAGUCAGCCAAGGAUGUUGCUAACUCCACUGCUAAUCUUGUCAAAGAAAUCAAGGCUUUAGACAGGGAUUACAGCCAACAGAAUAGAGAGCGUUGCGCUGCCGCCACCCAGCCCCUUCUUGAUGCAGUGGACAGCCUGUACAACUUUGCCAGCUCUUCCGAGUUCGCCUCUGUUCCUGGAAGAAUUUCCGAGGAGGCGAGACGCUCCCAACAGCCUAUCACUCAGGCUGGACGCUCCAUCAUUGACGGCUCUUGCGCCAUGAUCGGCGCUGCUAAAUCGCUGGCCGUCAACCCCAGAGACCCUCCAACCUGGCAGAUCCUGGCCAACCACAGCAAGUCUGUUUCUGAUUCAAUCAAAAGACUGGUGUCCUCCAUUAGGGACAAGGCGCCGGGACAGAAGGAGUGUGACUAUGCUAUUGAACUCAUCAACAAUAAGAUCAGAGACCUCGACCAAGCCUCUCUGGAUGCUGUCUCUCAGUGUCUGAGACCACGGAAGGAAUUGAACGCCCAAAAAUACAGAGAGCAAACCGAAGCUUCUGCUAGUGAAAUUCUCGAUCGUUUGGAGCCUCUGAGGAGUGCAGCCAAGUUUGAGGCCGAAAAGAUUGGCCAUUCCGUUACUCAGGUUGCUAACUACCUUGACCCAUUGGUCAACGGUGCCAUUGGAGCCGCCUCCAACAUGACCCACUCGAAACAACAAAUGGUGCUUCUUGAUCAGACCAAGUCUGUCGCCGAAAGUAUUCUGCAGUUUGUCUUUGCGGCAAAGGAAGGCGGUGGUAAUCCCAAGGCAUUGAAAAUCCAUCCAGACAUUGAUGAAGCGUGCGAUGCCUCCAAGGAAGCGCUGCAAGAUUUGGGCAGCUCCCUUGAAAAACUAGCCACUCAAGCUGGAAUCGUUACAGGCAUUGUCGAGUCUAUCUCUCGCUCGAUGGCGCGCAUCACCGAUCGUAGAGUGACCCACAUGGAAACCAACAUUAGCUUUGUCGACUACCAAACCAGAAUGGUGACCUGCGCCAAGGAACUGGCCAGGAUCUCGCAGGAGAUGGUCGGUAAGGCCGGCUCCUCGGACACAUCCCGCCUCGCUCCCCUCGGCGGCGAGCUCUCCAGGCAGUACGCUCAGCUUGCUUCGGACGCCGGCGGAGCUUCCUCUGCCACAACCAACCCUGACGUGGCUCAACGCCUGACAUCGGGCGUCCAAGACUUAGGCCAGUCAUGCAUCGACCUUGUCAGGUCAGGAGGAAACUGCCAGCCAGGUGACUCAUUCGCGCAGAGGGAGGUCGCGGAGGCCGGCAGGAGCGUGUCUGAAAAGGUGUCGCAGGUGCUGGCCGCACUCCAGGCCGGCUCCAGAGGCACUCAGGCGUGUAUCAACGCCGCCUCCACUGUUUCCGGCAUCAUUGGAGACCUGGACACGACCAUCAUGUUCGCCACCGCUGGCACUCUACACGCCGAAGGGGAGGGCGAGGUAUUCGCCGAUCACAGGGAGCAAAUCCUGAAGACGGCCAAGGCACUGGUUGAAGACACCAAAACCCUGGUCGCAGGAGCCGCCUCCUCUCAGGAGCAGUUGGCCGUCGCCGCCCAGAACGCGGUGACCACCAUUGUCCAGCUGGCUGAGGUCGUCAAGCACGGCGCCGCCUCUCUGGGCUCAAACAAUCCUGAGGCUCAGGUGAUGCUGAUUAACGCAGUCAAAGACGUGGCUUCCGCUUUGGGCGACCUAAUCCAAGCCACCAAGGCGGCCUCCGGCAAGAGCAUAACCGAUCCAUCUAUGAACCACCUCAAGGAGUCCGCAAAGGUAAUGGUCACGAAUGUCACGUCACUGCUGAAAACCGUCAAGGCCGUCGAGGACGAGCAUAGUCGAGGCACCAGAGCUCUCGAAGCUACCAUUGAAGCCAUCGCGCAGGAGAUCCGCGCCCUGCAGUCGAGCGAGCAUCCCAAGACUAGAGUGAGUCCUGAGGACCUGGUGCGCUGCGCCAAGCCCAUCACGCAGGCGACGGCCAAGGCCGUGGCCGCCGGCAACAGCGGCAAGCAGGACGACAUCAUCGUCGCCGCAAACAUGGGACGCAAGGCCAUCUCGGACAUGCUAACCAUUUGCAAGGCCGCCGCUUUCCAGGCUGACAGUAAAGAGAUGCGCCUAAGGACCAUCGAGGCCGGCUUCAACGUGUCCUCGCAGUACAGGGAGCUGCUGCUGAUCGUGCUGCAGGUGCUGGAAAAGCCAGCGUCCGCCUCCGAGACCAAACACCACAUGGCCACCAUUUCCAGAAGAAUCGCGCAGAGUGUGACGGAGCUUGUUGCUGCUGCCGAAAUGCUUAAGGGAACCGAUCUUGAGGAUCCUGACGACCCGACCGUGAUCGCCGAGAACGAGCUGCUUGGUGCUGCCGCGUCGAUUGAUGCUGCUGCCAAGAAACUGGCCAGCCUCCGUCCGAGACGUUCCGUCCAGGAAACUGACGAAAGUCUAAACUUUGACGAAAUGAUUCUUGAAGCCGCCAAAUCCAUUGCCGCAGCCACGUCUGCACUUGUCAAGGCUGCAUCUGCUGCUCAGAGAGAACUUAUUGAACAGGGAAAGGUGAGCCGUCGACCGCUGUGCAGUUCAGACGACGGCCAAUGGUCAGAGGGUCUGAUUUCGGCCGCCAGACUGGUGGCCGCCGCCACGCAUAGCCUGGUGGAGAGCGCCAACGGUCUAGUGCAAGGAGUCUCCGGCGAGGAGAAACUCAUCUCGGCGGCCAAGCAGGUGGCCUCGUCCACCGCGCAGCUGCUGGUCGCGUGCAAAGUCAAGGCUGAUCCAGACAGCGCCUCUACCAAGAGGCUGCAAGCAGCAGGCAACGCAGUCAAGCGGGCCACUGACAACCUGGUCAGGGCGGCCCAACAGGCCGCCGCGCAGGAGGAGGAGCGCUCGCUGGUGCUCAAUAGGCGCAUGGUCGGUGGCAUGGCCCAGGAGAUCAACGCCAGGAGCGAGGUCUUGAGGAUUGAGAAAGAGCUGGAAGAGGCCCGAGGCCGUCUAACAGCUGUCAGGCAAGCCAGGUACAAAAUGAAGGCUCCAGGCGCCGGCUCUGGAGAUGACACCGGCGACGAAGGUGGUUAUGGCAGUGGCUACGAGUCGUUUACCAGUCGUUACGAAACACGCACAUUCGACCAGAGCCAAAGCCCGAGCAACCAGAUGUACGCGAGUACCCCUGCAAAACCAGCAGCAAUCCCGCAGCAAAACGCUGCGCCCGCACCCGCACAGUCGCCUUACAAUAACGGCACGGCCAACUACUCGCACAGUAACGGAACCAUGAGCACGUUCGGAACCCCGAUCCGCUCCCACCAGUUGCAGCAGAUGGAGAACAGCGCCCAGCAGAGCUACCACACCAGCGAGGUAUCUUCGAGUAAUCAAAGAAUUGGAACUGAAGAAAAAAUGAUGCAGAUGAUGCAGCAGUCGAACCAACGCAUCGAGCGAACGAUGACGACGGUGACGCAGCACCAACAGCAUCAACAGCAGCAGCGGCAGACGCUCUCGUCCUUCCGCACAAUCAACCAGAGUUGAAAGCACAAUAACAAUCCAGUCUUGUCGCCAUGAUGAUUGAUAAUAAUAUUUAGCAGGAUGCUUUUUAACUUCCGAGACGUGUCUACGUUUAAAUGUCACGCACAGUAUUUUAACUUUUAACCGAUGAUUACAAAAUGAGCUUUUAGGGACCUUCUUUGCGAAUGGGGUUCUGUCAAAUGUUCAAAGCAUUUUAACUUGCGCGUCACGUUUAGUUCAACCACUUCGAGUGAAUUUUUACUUUCAAACGAGUACCUUUGCUUGUUUCCAUUCAUAUUUUUACCACGUUUCCUUGUGUCCCCUCUAAAUGAAGGUCCAUGCCUUAUGGAAUCGUUGACGCACAACCUUCGCCAGGUUGUUAAUUGUAAACUUAAAGAAAGAAUGAACCUAGCACGUAACUUAAAUUAGAACGUUGAUUGUUCUUCAUUUGUUUGCUGUGGUGCUACAAUAAUUGUAUUAUAGUAACACGGUAGCAUUUUAAGUGGUAAUGUUAUACUUUUUAAACGAUGCAAUCAUUGGUAUGUUUACAAUUAUUUGGUUCAUUUCAUAGAAAGUCGUUAAUCAAAAUCAGUUUUAACUUGUGUACUGUUUAGAUGGAGUAAAGGCGAUGCUUUAAUAAUUACCUAUUAACACGUAAGGACAGAGUCUUCAAAAAAAUAGUGAAAACUAUUAUAUUGCUCUCAAAAUUAGGUGCUCCACGAGUAAAUUCAAAACACGGUGCUUCGAUAUUUAUUUACACGCAAUAUUCAUUAAUCCACUCCGUUCUAAUGUUUCGCCCAAGUAACUUUUAUUAACGAAUCAACAUAUCAUUUAGAAUUUUAAUAUCUCCUUGUUUAAACGUUUCAUUAUUCAUUAAUUACAAAUAAUAUAAUUAUCUUCUGCCGCAAGAGCAAAGUUUUGCCAAAGUUUUAGUUUUUUUGGAAUGACCUUAGGAGCAUUGUGGUUCACUCGAAAGGAAAUUGAUAGAAAAAGUGCCUGGUGCGUGUGAAAACGCUGCCAUGAAUCAUAAACGGGAAUACAUAUUUGCAGAUGGAGACAUCAAUAGAAUGGGUAUGGAUUAUAUUGUCACCUUCAAGAAUUUUAUAUGCCAUAUAUAUUACUGAACUAGUGCAUUAAGGCUACAAUAUGAUAUGAACUUGUCAGUCCUAGAUUUGUAACAGGAGGCCUUAUCGAUUGAAAACUGCUUUGUAAAUUAUUGCUACUUUUGUGCAACGGAUUGUGUCUCAGACAGAAAUUUGAAACUUGAAAUUGAACUGGGACUGUUCAAAGAAAUGAGAAAUGCUAAAUUCUAUAUUUAUAUCUCACACAAAAACAGAUGAAUAUUAUUAGGAGUACUAUUAUUACUAUUCAUAUAACAGAAUAUAUCGUGACUAAAAACGUCGUAAUAUGUUUUACCGUGUUUUACAAAAUAAAGAUAUCACUUGUUAACUAAAA
Messenger RNA from Cloeon dipterum, 9729 nucleotides. It is a transcript of the gene rhea, whose product is annotated as Talin_middle and talin-RS domain-containing protein rhea. The coding region runs from base 106 to 8298 and encodes 2730 amino acids. The transcript has 31 exons. The record is from RefSeq and is a predicted model, not a curated record. Gene Ontology annotation, molecular function: structural constituent of cytoskeleton; integrin binding; actin filament binding. Gene Ontology annotation, biological process: cell-cell adhesion. Gene Ontology annotation, cellular component: plasma membrane; ruffle; cytoskeleton. Lineage: Eukaryota; Metazoa; Arthropoda; Insecta; Ephemeroptera; Baetidae.